AAAUUAACUUUUCACGUAAAUUGACAACUGACGAAUUAAAAGUAUAUAAAGGCCCCAUGCAUUACAUCCCCCAUCAUGCAAUACUAAGACCAGAGAAGAAAAGCAAACCUGUCCGAAUCGUGUUCAACUCAUCCUCAGUGUUUCAAGGUCAUUAACUCAACGAUUAUUGGAUGAAAGGCCCAGACUUAUUGAAUAACCUGUUUGGAGUCAGUCUGCGUUUCAGAGAAAGAGAAGUAGCAUUGAUUGGUGACAAAUCAAAGAUGUAUCAUCGAAUAUUGAUACCAGAACAAGAUCAGCAUGUACACAGAUUUCUCUGGCGUAAUUUAGAGACACACAGAGAGCCUGAUGUUUAUGUCAAGACAGUUCUUACAUUUGGGGACAAACCAGCUCCAGUGAUGGCACAGAUUGCUUUGAGAAAGACUGCAGAAGAAUGUAAAGGAAUCAAACCGAAAGCUGGAAAGGUGCUGACAGAAAAUGUUUACAUGGAUGGUAUAUGUGAAUCAGUGGAAACGGUAGAAGAAGCAAAGAAGCUAGCAGAGGAUAUAGAUUUUGUUCUGAAGAGCGGAGGUUUCCUAGUCAAAGGAUGGAUUUCAAACAAAGAACUGCAUGAAAACAGCAAGCAUACAGUAGAGUCAGAUGCAAACAAUAUGUUGGAAGAAGAAGCAGAUGAGAAAGUACUUGGAAUUUCUUGGAACAGAAAGUCAGAUACGCUGUCACUUAAAGUUGACUCUGACUUGAUGAAACUCAUUGAUGAAGAAAAGUAUCUAACAGAGAAGAUAAAACUAACCAAAAGAAGACUACUGUCUGAAGUUGCAAAGAUUUACGACCCAAUCGGAUUGGCUGCUGCAUUUAUUAUCAGAGCUAAGAUUGGAAUACAGGAACUAUGGCAGACUGGAAUUGAUUGGGAUAUAGAAAUUCCUACAAAUAUGCGAGGGAAAUGGAUUGAACUGUUUAAAGAGAUGAAAGGGCUCAACAAUAUUUCUUUCAAAAGACCAUUGCUAACAACAGAUGUUACAGAAAAACCAUCAUUGUGUUUGUUUUCAGAUGCGUCAUAAGAAGCCUUUGGAGCAUGUGCAUACCUUCGACAGAAGAUUGAGAAUGGCAAAUUUGGUAUUAGAUUCGUUGCUGCCAAAACAAGAGUUGCACCACUAAAACAGCUAACCAUACCACGCUUGGAGUUACAAGCUGCUGUCCUUGCAUCACGUCUUGCAAAAACGAUUCAAGAAGAAUCAAGGAUCGAAUUCAAGGAUGUUGAUUUCUUCACAGACAGCUCGAUAACAUUAGCUUGGAUUCAAAGUCCAUCACGCAGUUACAAACCAUUUGUAUCAUCCAGGAUAGAAGAGAUUCGAAGCAAUUCAGACCCUAGCCAGUGGAAACACAUCCCUGGGGAAAACAAUGUAGCAGACGAGCUGUCACGAGGGAGUCAUGUACAUGAACUGAACGGAAGAUGGAUGCACGGACCAGAGUUUUUGCUAACUGCGGAAGGAUUAUGGCCAACAAAAGCUAUUCCGUCACCAGUCAAAGAAGACAGUGAACGUCGUCAAGCUACAAAAGUCUGUUUGUCGAUAAACACAAAGCCUGAAAAUGUUAUCAAUUAUGGCACAGUCUCCAAUUGGCCGAAGCUUAUACGAGUUUAUGCAUGGAUCAAAGAUUAGCUGAAAAUAUCAGACACCUGAAAUGUCAUGUACCAUUUAAAUAUGGACCACUGAAACCCGAAGAACUCCAGAAAUCAGAGUUGUUUCUGAUCAAAGAUGUACAAAAAAGCUUACAUAACCGUUUAAAGAAAGGUGAAUUCAAGUCACUCAGUCCUUUUGUUGACGAAAAUGGGGUUAUUAGAGUUGGAGGCAGAGCAGAUAAAGCGUUAUUGUCUUAUGAGACAAGACAUCCAGCCCUACUGCCAAGUUAUCAUAGGAUUUCACUGCUGAUAACUAGACACGUACACCAACACGGACACACCGGAGUUGCAACAACCACAGCAAAGAUAAGGAGGAAAUAUUGGAUACUUACAGGCAACAAAAUAAGCAAAUCUGUUAAAUUCAAGUGUGUGUUCUGCAGAGAAUUGGCACACAAAGCAGAAGAACAACAAAUGAGAAGCCUUCCUGCAAUAUAACUGACACCGCAAACACCACCAUUCUACUACACAGCAUGUGAUUAUUUUGGACCGUACAAUGUUAGAAUUGGACGUAAUAAAACGGCAAAGCAUUAUGGUGUCAUAUUUACAUGCUUGAGUACAAGAGCAGUUCACCUAGAGCUAGCAACAGAUUGUUCUACAAUGGAAUUUUUACAAGUACUGAGAAGAUUUUUCUGCAUUCGAGGCUAUCCAGCAGUAAUUUUGAGUGACAAUGGAACACAGAUGGUUGGUGCAUAGGGGAAUUCGCAUAGGUGCAUAGGAGAGAUGAUAGGAGAAUUCGACACUGACCAACUUCACGAGUUUUGUGCAGGGAGAGGUAUAAACUGGAUUUUGAUCACACCGUCAGCACCACACCAAAAUGGAUGCGCAGAAGCACUUGUAAAGAGCAGCAAAAGAGCAUUAAAAAGCGCGAUUGGUGAACAAAUUUUGAGACCCUUUGAAUUAUACACUUGUUUGAUGGAAGUUGCAAACUUGUUGAACCAACGCCCAAUUGGAAGAAUUCCAAAUGAUCCAGAUGAUGGAGCCUACUUAUGUCCAAACGAUCUCCUGCUAGGAAGAGCUACCCCACAAGUACCUCAAGGCCCAUUUCAAGAAACUAAAGAUCCACGUCAAAGGGUAGAGUUUGUUCAAAAAAUUGUCAGAUCAUUCUGGAAACGAUGGAUACGAGAUGUUUCGUUCCACAAAAGAAAUGGCUCAUGGACCGCCGCAAUCUCCAACCUAAUGACACAGUUAUUGUUGCUGAGAGUAACGCAAUCCGAGGUAAAUGGAACAUUGGAAGAAUCCUUGAAGAAUUCUCGGGAUCUGAUGGACGAGUGCGCAAUGUCAAAGUAAAAACAGCAACAGGAGAAUACAGUCGCCCAGUGACAAAGGUAACAGUUAUAUGCCCAGCAGAAGGAUAUGAAUAAAUAACUUUACAUAUUUUAUAAGGACCACGCCCUUAUCGGGGGCGGAGGAUGUUUCGUUGAUUAUAUAUUCUUACAGGACAUUAUUAUUAUCCCGCUGUGCUUUAUUCUUAUGAAAAUUAGUUUUAGUUAGUAGUAUUCACAUGUUGGAAAAUAGGACACGAUCGUUACCGCAUGCUAACCAGGAAUAGUAUUUAACCAGAAACCAGUUUAUCGAAGACAAUUUAGAGACAUCACCAUAAGUAAGUAAAUUUAUUUUAUUGUACCUCUGUAUUCAGUCUCCAUUCCAAUUAUUCAGUUUAUAGCCGCUGUAAGACGUUUUGUAUUUACUUAUAUUCAUGAUUAACUUGUUUUAGAUCGAAUAAGAUUUUCAUUAUACGAUUGGGUGUCUUGUUCUAAAGUCUGUCCUGUGAAGAAACAACGAGCAAAUGAGAUCCUUCCACGUGUUAUCAAGAUACACAAUCCAUAACACUUACCGACCAUCCGUAAAAUUUACCGACCAACUUUCCAAAAGUGGGGGAGGGGGUGUACCAUCCCCCACACCCCUCGGUAGGUACGCCCCUGCUGAUGGCAGUUGAAUAUAUGUUUUAUUUUUUUGGAAGUAAAUUCCUUAUCCUUCCUAUAGAUGUAAAAGUUUAAAAUGGAUGAUGAAAGCAGCAAGAAGCUGAAAAAAGAUGCCGAAGCUGGAGCUUAAACAGUAGCAGGCCCACAGUCAUACGAAAACCCAAUACCAGAUGGACCAGGAAUUAGUAAUUUUGAAAGCAAUGUGAACAAGAUGCAACGUAAAGAAAUAUGAUUUGGUUGUUCAAUAUCCUGAGCUGUAUGAACUCCGGAAAGCGUUCUUGAAGGCUGUCAGUUUUCAAUCUAACUGCAUUGGUCCGUUGUGUUGUUAUGGUAUCAAUUCAAAUAAGAAUUUGCGCCUUA
This is a messenger RNA of Rhopilema esculentum, 3957 nucleotides long. RefSeq lists its product as uncharacterized. Gene Ontology annotation, biological process: proteolysis. The record is from RefSeq and is a predicted model, not a curated record. Lineage: Eukaryota; Metazoa; Cnidaria; Scyphozoa; Rhizostomeae; Rhizostomatidae. Gene Ontology annotation, molecular function: aspartic-type endopeptidase activity; nucleic acid binding.